GUCGACUUAUCGCAUAUCAUGCCCCAUUUAUAAUUCUCCUUCUCUCUCCUCUUCCUCUUUCCCUCCCUCUUUUGCAUCCGCGUGCAAUGGCGGGAAAUAUUCCGCUCGAUGUCGCUGGCGUUCUUUCGGUUUGGUUUGAGACGUUAAUAUAUGGAAUCUAUACUUGUCUUUUCCUCUCUUCCUUUUAUAUGACAUUGAGGAAGGGAAUGUUGCACUCGAGGCCCUCCAAGAUUUUUUUCGUUGCCACCCUCGUCAUGUGGAUUAAUUGCUCGGCUCAUGUUGCCGUCAACCUUUACCGACUUCUUCGUGGAUACGUUUAUCUACGGGAAACUGUUGGUCCCACCAAUUAUUUCAACGACCUUGGCCGCCCUGACAAAGUUGUGGCCGGCGUGUUGAACGCUCUAAUGACCUGGAUGGGCGAUUCGCUCGUGAUAUAUCGAUGUUACCUGGUCUGGGAUAGCAACAUAUGGGUGGUCAUUCUCCCCAUCAGUUUACUUAUCGUCAGUAUCAUUUCGAAUUGCGUGGCGCUCUACAUGUUUACCAAGGUCCCUCUCGGCACAAUCUUUGGACCAGCCUUGGUUCAUUGGAUGAACACCAUUUACGCCACGGCGUUCGCACAGAACGCCCUAACGUCGAGUCUCAUUGCUUAUCGACUAUGGAAACAGGAAAAAAAUUCUCGAAGAGCAGGCAUACGUUCUCAGGGCUCGAGCAGUAAUCUCAUUCCAGUGGCCAGGAUUGUCGUUGAAUCUGCAGCACUCUAUAUGGCGCUAUUGCUCUGCCUGAUUGUGUUGUAUAUACAAAAUAAUAACGGGCAAUUUGUCUUGCAAGAGGCUUCACCUCCCGCUGUCGGGAUUGUGUUCUGUUCUAUUUCGGUCAGGGUAUCCAUGCGUUCACAUAAAAUGUGGAGAACGACCGCCAGGGCUACCGAAACUCACCUGUCUUUCGACAAUAAUUUGGUGAGUGAGCAAUCGGUGGGUACUGGAGGACUCCCAAGAUCUAUCUCUAAUGCGACGGUCACUCGAACAUCGGGGGAGCAGGAGAAAGGAGCGGGCACGCUGAACAACGUCAUUCCUGGCAGCAGAACAACGAGUACCGGGUCGUCGACAGAACAGGAGAAUAAUGACACACCAUGAAGAAAAGGAGUCGAAGUAAGACUUGCUGGCGGUGAAAAGACUGGAAAUUUGGAAAAACGGGAUGCAAGUGUUGGAUUUCACCGAUAAUAAUACAUCGACCAGGGUACUGGGGGGGGAUCGUAAGUUUCAUUUCUUUACGAAAAGGGUUUGUAUUCAUAUCUUCGGCGUGCUAUCUGUUGUUCGCCUCUCCCAUAUACUUGGGAGUCCUGUCUCAGAACUCCCAUGUGGACUCGAACCAUUUUUUCCCCUUUGCCCUGGUCCAGGGGGCAGCGGAUUCACCUGAAAUUUAAGGAGCGCGGAGGCUAUCACGAUGUGUUGCUGGUGGUCAGGCGACGGUAACACCGUCGCAAGGGUCAGGCUUGAUCAAGUAAAAGUCUGACUGGCUAAGGUGAAGCCACUCUGCAAUAGCAUGCAUCAUUCACUUGCCAGGGUUCCCGCGCCGGGGAGCUUUGGUUUUCAGCGCCAGACGCCUGUCUAUGUUCUCUUCUGUCGGUACAUCCAGGUAAGGUGAUUUCGAAGUUCUCGAUUAUGAGAUGCAUUAUCGCUUUUGCCUUGUUACCUUGGUUUUACCGCCCUUCCGAUUUUUGCCACACUGGAAGUCUAGAAUAGAACUAGUCCUACUUCGGCCCAACUGCCAUCAACAUAACCUCUCACUAAUCCAUGCAAUACUUUAGUGAAAUUCUCCUCGAUAGCAGGGCCGUGCUGCAACUUUUUUGGCGGCAACCUUCCCGAGAUUAUGAUGUUGUUGGUACCGGUGUCACUGGCGCGGAUGUAGCGCUGCGGUAGCC
This is a messenger RNA of Marasmius oreades (fairy-ring Marasmius), 1921 nucleotides long. RefSeq lists its product as uncharacterized. The transcript is spliced from 8 exons. NCBI's taxonomy places the organism in Eukaryota, Fungi, Basidiomycota, Agaricomycetes, Agaricales, Marasmiaceae. The record is from RefSeq and is a predicted model, not a curated record. The coding region runs from base 87 to 1133 and encodes 348 amino acids.